GCCCAUGGCUUCUCGGAGGAGGGACUUCAGCCCAGCAAAAGCGAGCGGGGCUGAGCGGGUGCCCCAGGGCUGGGAGGAGUCACCCGAGAACUACUGGGCGAACCAUGGAGCCUCCCCGGGUGGUGCUGGUGAUGGGAGUGAGCGGCUCGGGAAACUGGGGUGGAAAUUCUAUGAUGCAGAUGACUACCAUCCUGAAGAAAACCGAAAAAAGAUGGGGAAAGGAAUACCACUGAAUGACCAGGAUAGGAUUCCAUGGCUUUGCAACUUACAUGACAUUUUAUUGAGAAACAUUUCCUCAGGUCAAAGUGUGGUCCUUGCCUGUUCUGCUUUGAAGAAAAUAUACAGAAACAUCUUAAUAAGAGGAGAAGGUGCUACAACUCAGGGGUAUGAUGAGCCAGGAGAAAAAGGAUUCCCAGAGCUGAAGCCCCUUGUGGUCUAUUUGAAUGGAUCUUUUGAAGUGAUUUCUGGGCGUUUAGCCAAAAGAAAGGGACAUUUUAUGCCACCAGAGUUGCUCCAGUCCCAGUUCGACACUCUGGAACCCCCAUCAGCACCGGAAAACUUUCUGUCACUUAAUGUGGACAGAAGUGUCUCAGAAAUUAUUUAUUUUAUUGUGGACAAUAUAAAAAUUAAAUGAGGUCUCUUUUGGAGCAAUCAUCAGAUCUGAAUUAGACUUAAUCAUUUUGUCAAAUCUUCAUUAAGAUAUUCCUACUCAUAAAAAUUUUCUCUACUGAAUGUCAUUCUCCAAUAUCCCCAAAGUUGGUUAUUUUCCCUUUCAAAAUAUCAGACUGUCAGCAAGGAGACUUCUUUCCUCCUAUGCCCCGGCCCCUUGCCCCACCAGCCACUGGGAGGUCUCUGCUUCCCUUCCCCUGCUCCCUCAAGCUGCCCACAGGGACUUGGUCUCAAGUCCACCCUCCCUAACACUGAUGGGGAGCAGAAACUGUAGAGGGAAGAAACCCAUUUGAUCUCAUUUCCUUGCUGCUCCAGCCCAUAGCCCUCUCUCCUCUGUCCCUGGUCAUAGCCGAAGGCUUUAACUUUGCACACUUUGGGGCCACGGUGUGUAUCAAAUAAGCUGAAUAAAACAAGCAAAGACAUAUAUAUAUAUAUAUAUAUAUAUAUAUAUAUAUAUAUAAUCAGAAUUGUUUCCCAAAGUACUUUCUCUUGAAACCUGAUGAAGAAUCCUCCCUUAUAGCAUAGCAGGUGAAACCCAACCAAUAACGACUGCAUCAGAAAAUACAUGCAACGUUACAACCUUGUAGCUCUCCAUAUCUCUACCAAAAAGAGGGAGGCAUUUUUCCUUUUCUUUAGUAUCAAAAUGAAUGUAACUUUUAAAUCUAUAAUUGGCAUUUGUUUUUAAUUGAUAUUAUUGUACUCAUUGUGCGUUUUGUUCUCUGGCUUUAUGUUCUUUACUCUGUAUGAGUUCAUGUAAACCUUUUGAUGUUACUCCAAAUUCCUCCUAAUCAUUGUUUCUUGUGGUACAAUAAAAUAUUCUUAAAUACCUUUAACACUUUAGUUUGUUCAUUCAUUUUCCAAUUAAUGGGUAAGAACUUUUUUUUACUACCACAAAUAUUUUGCCAUUUAUGGGAUUUUUCUUACUGUUGCGAUAUUGUUGGAGUAUAAACCUAGUAGACAGAUGACUGGAUCAGAAUAUGAAUAGUUGAGUGAUUUUUCUUUAAUAUUCUUGGAACAAAUUACUGUCUUGGCAUAGUUUAAGAGAUUUCCAGUGAUUUUGGAGCUAUUCUCUGUAUGUGGGAUUUGAGAAUAAUUCAAAUCAAAGUUUUAAAUGGGAUUUUGAUCCCAUUCAGAACAGCUAGUGAUUAAAGGAAACUUCAUUAAAUAUAAUGGAAAACACUAUCUUAAAUAGAAAUAGAUGAGAGAGAUUGCUGAGGAAAAGAAUAUAGAGAAAAGAACAAAGAGCAAAGAACAGAAUUGGAAGGGAUGACCACUUUUGGGGACCAAGAAGUAGAAAUACCAAAAAGGGAACACAUGAAGUGGUCAAGCAAAUUGGAGAACGAAUAGAGGAUUAUCAUAAGAGCCAAAGAAAGAAAGA
This is a messenger RNA of Sarcophilus harrisii (Tasmanian devil), 2047 nucleotides long. RefSeq names its product IDNK gluconokinase (gene IDNK). Gene Ontology annotation, molecular function: gluconokinase activity. Gene Ontology annotation, cellular component: cytoplasm. Lineage: Eukaryota; Metazoa; Chordata; Mammalia; Dasyuromorphia; Dasyuridae. The record is from RefSeq and is a predicted model, not a curated record. The coding region runs from base 5 to 634 and encodes 209 amino acids. The transcript is spliced from 4 exons.